AUGUCACAUUUUCGGCUCAUCUAUGGUAAGCCAUGUCAUUUGCCUGUCGAGUUGGAGCACAAGGCAUAUUGGGCAGUGAAGACCUUCAACAUAGAUCUAGAUGCCGCCGGAGUUCAUAGAAAGCUCCAAUUGAAUGAACUCGAGGAGCUUAGGAAUGAAGCUUACGAGAAUGCCUGGAUUUACAAGGAUAAGACCAAGGCCUAUCAUGACAAGAUGCUUCGUACCAAGACAUUCUCCAAGGGGCAGAAAGUGCUCCUCUUUGAUUCUCGCCUUCGGUUAUUCCCCGUCCAAAGUUUGAAAACUGGCCACGAGUUCAAGGUGAAUGGGCAUCGUUUAAAGCCUUAUUACGACCUGUUUGAGGAGCAUGUGGUGGAGGAACUACACCUCCAUGCCGUGGGCUCCAAGGAAGCAUAA
Messenger RNA from Malus domestica (apple), 414 nucleotides. NCBI's taxonomy places the organism in Eukaryota, Viridiplantae, Streptophyta, Magnoliopsida, Rosales, Rosaceae. The record is from RefSeq and is a predicted model, not a curated record.